This is a messenger RNA of Erpetoichthys calabaricus (reedfish), 693 nucleotides long. RefSeq names its product NudC domain containing 2 (gene nudcd2). Gene Ontology annotation, biological process: protein folding. Gene Ontology annotation, cellular component: cytoplasm. The coding region runs from base 185 to 655 and encodes 156 amino acids. The transcript has 4 exons. Lineage: Eukaryota; Metazoa; Chordata; Cladistia; Polypteriformes; Polypteridae. The record is from RefSeq and is a predicted model, not a curated record.
GUGCCAUUUGUAAACACAUUUAUAAUGUAAGCACAUUGAUUCGCUGAUAUGUGAAAAGUGAUUUUUUUUUUGCAGUUCACAUUUAUAAUUAUAUUUCCGUGUAAGUCUGAUUUUGACAUGGGAUCAUUUAUCACAUUGCAUGCAGUAUCUUAAACGCCGCGACAUAAGAAAUAAGUAAAGAACAAUGUCAGUUCAUUUUGAUGAGAAAAGCGGCGUGGUUCCCUGUGAAACUCCAUGGGGUCGCUGGUAUCAGACGAUGGAGGAGGUGUUCCUCGAAGUUAACGUUCCUCCAGGUACCUCUGCGAAAGAGAUCAAGUGCACUCUGGGAAGUAGGCAGAUAACGCUGUAUGUUAAGGGCCACGAGGUCAUCAAGGGAAAUCUUUUCGCUUCAACAAUAGCAGACGAAGGAACGUGGACGUUAGAGGAUAAAAAACUUGUUCGUAUCGUUUUAAUGAAAAGUCACCGAGAGGCAGGUAACUGCUGGACGUCUCUCUUGGAAGACAUGUACUCUGCUGACCCUUGGGUUCAGGACCAGAUGCAAAAGAAGCUGACAUUGGAGAGGUUUCACCGGGAGAACCCAGGAUUUGACUUUAGUGGUGCAGAAAUCUCUGGAAAUUAUGCAGGAGGUGGACCAGACUUUUCUAGCUUAAAAUAAGCUUGCAUUUUUCUAAAUAAAAUUUUCAGUCACAUGUC